GGAGCUGUUUGCUUGCUUACUUGCUUGCUCCCCUUGGCUUGUUUAGCCUGCUUUCUUAUAGAACCCAGGACCACAUGUCCAGAGAUGGCCCCACGCACCAUGACCUUGCCCUCCCCAUUGACCACUAACUGAGAAAAUGCCUUACAGCUGGAUCUCACGGAGCCAUUUUCUCAACUGAGGCUUCUUCCUCUCUGAUGACUAUAGCUUGUGUCAAGUUGACACAAAAUCAGCCAGUACAAUAAUAUUUGAUUUUAAAGUCUUACUAGAUAGAAGAGAUUAGACUACAAUGGGAGCACAGAACCAAUUCAUGCCAGCUGUGAAGUUUUCAAAUCCAACAUGAAUGCUCACUUUUCACUUGACUUUACAGUUUCUAGUUAGGUGAAGUAAAAAGUAGUUGAAGAUUAUCUGAAGCAAGUUCCUUACUUUGUAUGUUUGUUAGUAUCAUCAUUCUGUGGAAACUGCUUUUACUUCUCACUGUUACCAUCUUCUAAGAGAUGUAUGUCAUGACAGGCUGUAGAAUUAUAUUUAUGUACUUAACCUCAAAUAAUCCUUUAACAGUGUUCCAAGGCUUCCUCACCUACUGUGAUAUAAAAAGAAACAGCCACAGUGUCGUGUGUACAAUAUGAUGAUACCAAAUAUGCUAUCAGACUUGAAAACUAGCCUAGAAAUCCAAGUACUAUGGUAUAUCUCUAAUCUUGGGUACUUAAGAGGCUAAUGCAAGAGUAUCUAUGAGUUCCAGACUAGCCGGGCAAUGUAGUAACAGUAAAUUUGUCUGUCUGUCUCACUCCUUCUUCACCCCUCCUUCCUUUCCCUCUUCUUCCUUCACUCCCCUCUCAAAGGAAAAAAAAAAAAAAAGGCCUAUCCUAGAAAAUGUUUAACUUUUCAGACCGUUUUGUGGUUGAAAUCUACUGAAGCCCAUUUCUCCUUUUUAUCUUUAUUAUUUUUCUUAACUAGGUAUUUUUAUGUAAAAUAGCAUUUCAAGUCUUGGCAUUACGUUGUUUUAUUUUAUUCUGUUAGCACAGUAACUUUAGGAAGAAAGUAUAGUAUAUGUUAUUUUUCAUACUUUGCUGAUGACGAAUCUAGUGACGGGAGUUACAUGGUGAGUGAUGCCUGCUAAGCAAUCAGAUUCAUACUACAGCUACAGUCAGAAGUGCAUGUGGUUCGUCCUGCACCGCAGUCCUUUUAGUCACAUUUAAUGUGGUGACUUAUCAUUCCUAGAGAUUAAUGCAUCAGGAAUCUUUGACCAACAAAUACAUAAUUUAUACUAGAAUUAUUAUUGUACUGCCAGCCUAUGAAAGAGAACAAUAAUGCAUUAAUUUUCAUAAUUAUUUUGCUUUAUAUUGUGUCUGAACAUUUCAUAAAAUGAGUGAUAAUGGAAAAGAAACACAUCGUUAUGAAAAAGAAUGAUUUAAUAUGCAAUUGCCCUCUCUAAAUAGAUGCAAUAGAAUAGCACCAGUGGUCCAUGCCUCAGGAAUAUAAUAAAAGAUUUUUCCCUCACAGCUCAGUUUAGGGCCAUAUAUAGAAUACUGCAGAGGAGAAUACUAUUUCAGCAAUCCAUAUAUUGAUACCGUUCUUAAGUCCUUAUCCCAUAAGUCCUUUUGGAAGCUAUCCUACUAUCCAGUGGAGGGGAAGGAACUAUUCUGGAUUCUUGAGAGGUGAGGAAAAACUACAUAGAAAAAGGUUUUUCCAGUCUAAAUAGAGAGUUAGGCCUUUCGAAGCAUGGGGUGGAACAGUAACCUUAUCACAUCAAAAUGAUACAGUAAUUUCUUUGUUGUGAAUGAAGGAAAUAAGCAUCUUUAGUGAAGUUGGUAUCUUUGAACCUUCUUGUAUGUAAAGGGAAUCCAAUAGCAUAUCUGUCUUUGAAACUGGUAUCUUUCCAAUUUCAUGAGUCAGUCUGUUGAUGCUGCUGCAGUUUUUAGUGUAUCUGAUGUAUAUCAUCUAAAUAAAAGGUAUUUGAUCUAAAUAUAUCUGAGUAUUUAAAAACAACUUUUGGUUGUCUUAGAUUCUAGGUAAUUCUUACAUUGUAGCUAUAUAUUGGUGUCUGAUUUUAAAAUCUGACCCAAUAUAUUAUGAAGAUACUGCAGAUUUAUGUAUUAGCUUUCAAAGUACUAUAUUGAUCCUUUAAAUUGCCUUAUUAUAGUUUGGGGGGGCGGGUUGUAGCUGUUAACAUAGCUACUAUAUUUUGCAAUGUGUAUUUACACAACUCAGAGUCAGAAAUUCAAGAAUUUAGAUUCCUAAAGAGAAAUGAGAGGAGUUUGUAGCUUUAAGGCACGAGAUGCUUACAGCUUUUUAAUAUAAAUUGCUCCCAGAAUCCAUGUCACAGCUCCUUCUAUGGUGCUGCUUUUUCCCCCUUUCUCUUGGUUGCUAUGACAACAGCAGCACUGCGCCAUUCAUCAGCUUUGGACCUAGGCUGCACUGUUAGUCUUCCGUGUUACUCCUGAAUGUUAAGAACAUCCGUGAAUCAUUCACUCUGGUUAACACUGCGCCAUUAGAAACCUCAGAACCAGUUCUUCAGCAAUUUUCUGUAGCAGAAGAGUAAACUAAACUGCGCCACAGAGAGAACCUGUAUAAAAAAUAUUUCUCUCAAAUGGAAUCAUACAAUCUAUUUGCUGCAGUAUUGUGGAAAAAAAUAACUUCAUGUCAAGCAAUCUAAUGAAAAGAUCUCAUCUGUAUAAUAUUUCUUGAAAUCAUUAGAUGUUCAAAACAGGUACAACAGUGCUUGCUUAUGUGGAUACAGAAGGAAGCAGGUGAUGUUGUUAGGGGCUGUAAGCCCCUUCGGGAGCAUCUCUUGUGCAUUGGGACUAUAAUCAACAUCUGCUAGAAGAAGUGUCACCUGUGAGGCAUAGUAAGUUCUGGGCAGUAAGAAGAGCUGCCUGGAGAAGAUUAAAGUGUGGAUCAUUACUAAUGUGCCAGCACGAGAACAUGGCCAGUGAAUAAGCCUGGAAAUGGGAAGCAAACUGCAAAGUAUUGACAGAUGAGGAAGGAAGAGUAAAGUCUCCCCUCUGAGGAAGGCAAAGUUUGUUGAGAGCCCACGAAUUCCAGAGUCCGAGCUUGGCUCCCCAACCCUCACUUCAGCUCAGAAACUGGACGUGGAUGCAUACUGCCCUGAUGAUGUUGAACAGGAACUUGGGCCACCUCCAUCUGUAGAUGAGGCAGCAAACACACUCAUGACUCGUCUGGGUUUCCUCCUUGGAGAGAAAGUCCCGGAAGUACAGCCAGGUGACCAGUACAGCAUGGAGGUACAGGAUGAAAAUCAGACCUCAGCAAUCACCCAGCGGAUAAGCCCCUGCUCCACACUGACUAGCAGCACUGCCUCUCCACCAGCCAGCAGCCCCUGCUCCACGCUCCCGCCAGUCAGUACCAAUGCAGCUGCCAAGGACUGUAGCUAUGGGGCUGUCACCAGCCCAACCUCCACCCUAGAAAGCAGGGACAGUGGCAUCAUUGCUACAUUGACAAAUUAUUCGGAAAACAUGGAGCGUACAAAAUAUGUUGGGGAAAGCAGUAAAGAAUUGGGAUCUGGAGGAAACCUAAAACCAUGGCAAUCUCAGAAAUCCAGCAUGGACUCCUGUCUGUAUCGAGUAGAUGAAAACAUGACUGCCUCCACAUACAGUCUCAAUAAGAUCCAAGAGAGGAAUUUGGAAACGGUUUUAUCCCAAUCAGUACAGUCUAUUCCUUUGUAUCUCAUGCCUCGGCCAAACUCAGUAGCAGCCACCAGCUCUGCCCACUUGGAGGAUCUUGCUUACCUGGAUGAGCAGAGACAUACUCCUUUAAGAACUUCUCUUCGAAUGCCAAGACAGAGUAUGGGUGGUGUUCGUACACAGCAGGAUCUAAGAGUUCGCUUUGCACCUUACAGACCUCCAGAUAUCUCCCUGAAGCCCCUACUCUUUGAAGUGCCCAGCAUCACCACAGAGUCAGUGUUUGUUGGCAGAGAUUGGGUAUUCCAUGAGAUCGAUGUUCAGCUUCAGAGUUCAAAUGCCAACGUGAACCAAGGAGUAGUGAUUGUGGGAAAUAUUGGGUUUGGCAAAACUGCCAUCAUUUCCAGACUGGUGGCCCUCAGCUGCCAUGGUACACGGAUGAGACAGAUCGCCUCUGAUAGCCCACAUGCCUCCCCUAAACAUGUAGACGCCAACAGAGAGCUACCACUCACCCAGCCGCCUUCAGCCCAUUCAUCUAUUACCAGUGGAAGCUGCCCAGGAACUCCAGAAAUGCGCAGACGGCAGGAGGAGGCCAUGCGAAGACUUGCCUCACAGGUGGUUGCCUAUCACUAUUGCCAAGCAGAUAAUGCCUACACCUGCCUGGUACCAGAAUUUGUCCACAAUGUUGCUGCCCUGCUCUGCCGCUCACCUCAGCUGACAGCUUACCGGGAGCAGCUUCUUCGGGAGCCUCACUUGCAAAGCAUGCUAAGCCUCCGGUCCUGUGUUCAAGACCCCAUGGCCUCCUUCCGGAGGGGAGUCCUAGAGCCUCUGGAGAACCUCCACAAAGAGAGAAAAAUCCCAGAUGAAGAUUUCAUCAUUUUAAUUGAUGGAUUAAAUGAAGCAGAAUUUCACAAACCGGAUUAUGGGGAUACAAUAGUAUCGUUUCUGAGUAAAAUGAUUGGAAAUUUUCCUUCUUGGCUCAAACUAAUUGUAACAGUUAGGACCAGUUUACAGGAAAUUACCAAGUUGCUGCCUUUCCAUAGGAUUUUUUUGGAUCGACUAGAAGAGAAUGAAGCCAUAGACCAAGACCUGCAGGCUUACAUCCUGCACCGGAUUCACAGCAGCUCAGAGAUUCAGAAUAACAUCUCACUUAACGGCAAGAUGGACAAUACUACAUUUGGCAAACUCAGUUCUCACCUCAAGACCCUCAGUCAAGGGUCUUAUCUAUACCUGAAACUAACAUUUGACCUCAUAGAGAAAGGCUACCUAGUGCUAAAGAGCUCUAGCUACAAAGUGGUUCCUGUCUCACUCUCUGAGGUUUAUUUACUCCAGUGCAAUAUGAAGUUCCCAACUCAGUCUUCCUUUGACCGGGUGAUGCCUCUCCUGAAUGUGGCAGUGGCCUCUCUCCACCCACUUACUGAUGAACAUAUCUUCCAGGCCAUCAAUGCUGGGAGCAUUGAAGGCACACUAGAAUGGGAAGACUUUCAGCAAAGAAUGGAGAACCUCUCCAUGUUCCUAAUCAAGCGCAGAGACAUGACUCGAAUGUUUGUGCACCCCUCUUUUCGAGAAUGGCUGAUCUGGAGAGAAGAAGGAGAGAAAACCAAAUUUCUCUGUGAUCCCAGGAGUGGCCACACAUUACUUGCCUUCUGGUUUUCCCGCCAAGAGGGAAAACUAAACCGACAGCAGACUAUUGAACUGGGACAUCACAUCCUCAAAGCACACAUCUUUAAGGGUUUGAGUAAAAAAGUCGGUGUAUCAUCCUCCAUCCUCCAAGGUCUCUGGAUCUCCUAUAGUACAGAAGGCCUUUCCAUGGCAUUGGCCUCUUUACGAAAUCUCUACACUCCAAAUAUAAAGGUCAGCAGACUGCUGAUUUUGGGAGGUGCCAAUAUUAAUUACCGGACAGAGGUUUUAAAUAAUGCCCCAAUCCUGUGUGUCCAGUCUCACCUUGGCUACACAGAAAUGGUGGCCCUGCUUUUGGAAUUUGGGGCCAACGUGGAUGCCUCUUCUGAGAGUGGCCUGACUCCUCUGGGUUAUGCUGCAGCAGCAGGGUUCCUGAGCAUCGUGGUGUUACUGUGCAAGAAACGGGCCAAGGUAGAUCACUUGGAUAAGAAUGGGCAGUGUGCUUUGGUUCAUGCUGCUCUGCGGGGUCAUCUAGAGGUUGUCAAGUUUCUGAUUCAGUGUGACUGGACAAUGGCAGGCCAGCAGCAAGGAGUGUUUAAGAAGAGCCAUGCCAUCCAGCAGGCCCUCAUUGCUGCAGCCAGCAUGGGCUACACUGAGAUUGUCUCCUACCUACUUGAUCUUCCAGAAAAAGAUGAAGAGGAAGUGGAGCGAGCACAGAUCAACAGUUUUGACAGUCUCUGGGGAGAGACAGCCCUGACAGCCGCAGCCGGAAGGGGCAAACUGGAUGUGUGCCGUCUGCUUCUGGAACAAGGGGCAGCAGUGGCCCAGCCAAACCGUAGAGGAGCGGUGCCCCUAUUCAGCACUGUCCGCCAGGGCCACUGGCAGAUUGUUGAUCUUUUACUUACCCACGGAGCUGAUGUCAACAUGGCAGACAAGCAGGGUCGUACUCCCCUGAUGAUGGCUGCUUCUGAAGGCCAUCUAGGAACUGUGGACUUCCUACUUGCACAAGGUGCCUCCAUUGCCCUAAUGGACAAAGAAGGAUUGACAGCCCUCAGCUGGGCUUGUUUGAAGGGCCAUCUCUCAGUAGUGCGUUCUCUGGUGGAUAAUGGAGCUGCUACAGACCAUGCUGACAAGAAUGGCCGCACCCCACUGGACCUGGCAGCUUUCUAUGGCGAUGCUGAGGUGGUCCAGUUCCUGGUGGAUCACGGGGCCAUGAUUGAGCAUGUUGACUACAGUGGGAUGCGCCCUUUGGACAGGGCAGUGGGUUGCAGGAACACUUCUGUUGUAGUCACUCUACUGAAGAAAGGAGCCAAAAUAGGUUGUCAGACGUUACCGAGUCGCCCACGAGGUCCAGCCACAUGGGCGAUGGCCACCUCCAAACCAGACAUCAUGAUCAUCCUGUUGAGCAAGCUGAUGGAAGAGGGGGACAUGUUUUAUAAGAAAGGUAAAGUAAAGGAAGCUGCCCAGCGCUACCAAUAUGCUCUGAAGAAAUUCCCUAGAGAAGGGUUUGGUGAGGACUUGAAAACCUUCCGGGAGCUAAAAGUGUCUCUCCUCCUCAACCUCUCUCGAUGUCGCAGGAAAAUGAACGACUUUGGAAUGGCGGAGGAAUUUGCUACCAAGGCCCUGGAGCUGAAACCGAAAUCUUACGAAGCAUACUAUGCGAGAGCAAGGGCAAAGCGCAGCAGCAGACAGUUUGCAGCAGCCUUAGAGGACCUGAAAGAGGCCAUCAAGCUCUGUCCAAACAACCGUGAGAUCCAGAGGCUUCUGAUGCGAGUGGAGGAGGAGUGCAGGCAGAUGCAGCAGCAGCAGCAGCAGCAGCCACCCCCACCACCCCAGCAGCCUCAGCAAGAGUUACCAGAGGAAGAAGCAGAGCCUGAGCCCCCACAUGAAGAUAUAUACUCUGUACAAGACAUAUUUGAGGAGGAAUACUUGGAACAGGAUGUUGAAAACGUUUCUAUUGGCCUCCAGACAGAGGCUCGACCCACUCAGGGGCUCCCAGUAAUCCAGAGCCCACCCUCCUCUCCAGCCCAUCGGGACUCAGCAUAUAUCUCUAGCUCACCUCUUGGGUCUCAUCAGGUUUUUGAUUUCCGGUCCAACAGUUCUGUAGGGUCUCCCACUAGACAAGGUUAUCAGUCCACCUCACCUGCUCUUUCUCCAACUCACCAGAACUCUCAUUACAGGCCAAGCCCACCACAUACUUCCCCAGCUCACCAGGGUACAUCUUACCGGUUUAGCCCACCUCCUGUGGGAGGACAAGGCAAGGAAUACCCGAGCCCUCCCCCUUCCCCCCUCCGUAGAGGCCCUCAGUACCGGGCCAGUCCUCCGGCUGAGAGCAUGAGUGUCUAUAGAUCCCAGUCUGGCUCUCCUGUACGGUAUCAGCAAGAAACAAAUGUGAGUCAGCUUCCCGGCAGACCAAAAUCUCCACUAUCCAAGAUGGCCCAGCGGCCCUACCAGAUGCCUCAGCUUCCAGUGGCAGUUCCCCAGCAAGGGCUCAGGCUACAGCCUGCCAAGGCCCAGAUUGUCCGAAGUAACCAGCCUAGCUCAGCAGUUCACUCAAGUACUGUCAUCCCAACAGGAGCCUAUGGCCAAGUAGCCCAUUCAAUGGCUAGUAAGUACCAGUCUCCACAGGGAGACAUGGGAGUGAGUCAGAGCCGAUUGGUUUAUCAGGGAUCCAUAGGGGGGAUUGUGGGAGACGGGAGACCCGUUCAGCAUGUCCAAGCCAGCCUGAGCGCCGGUGCCAUCUGUCAGCAUGGAGGAUUGACCAAAGAAGAUCUGCCACAGCGACCCUCCUCUGCCUACCGAGGUGGCAUGAGGUACAGCCAGACACCACAGAUUGGGCGUAGCCAGUCAGCAUCUUAUUAUCCAGUCUGUCACUCAAAACUAGAUCUGGAACGUUCCUCCAGCCAGCUGGGUUCCCCUGAUGUGUCACAUCUAAUCAGAAGACCUGUCAGUAUCAACCCGAAUGAGAUCAAGCCCCACCCACCGACCCCCAGGCCCCUGCUGCACUCGCAGAGCGUGGGCCUUCGCUUCUCUCCAUCUAGCAACAGCAUCGCAUCCACCUCCAACCUGACUCCCACCUUCCGGCCUUCUUCUUCAAUUCAGCAAAUGGAGAUCCCGCUGAAACCAACAUACGAUAGGUCAUGUGACGAGCUGUCGCCAGUGUCUCCCACUCAGGGAGGUUACCCCAGUGAGCCCACCCGAUCCAGGACCACACCAUUCAUGGGGAUCAUAGAUAAAACAGCCCGGACUCAACAGUACCCCCACCUUCACCAGCAGAAUCGGACCUGGGCAGUGUCAUCAGUGGAUACGGUUCUCAGUCCCACAUCUCCAGGCAACCUGCCUCAGCCGGAGUCCUUCAGUCCACCAUCAUCCAUUAGCAACAUUGCCUUUUAUAACAAAACCAACAAUGCACAGAAUGGCCAUUUGCUGGAGGACGAUUAUUACAGCCCCCAUGGGAUGCUGGCUAAUGGGUCACGUGGAGACCUCUUAGAAAGAGUCAGCCAGGCCUCCUCCUAUCCUGACGUGAAGGUGGCACGGACCCUACCCGUGGCUCAGGCAUACCAGGACAACCUGUACAGGCAAUUGUCUCGGGACUCUCGACAAGGGCAGACAUCGCCUAUCAAACCAAAGAGACCAUUUGUGGAGUCUAAUGUUUAAGAGACAUUUGUUGGAGUGAGACCCAUAUGUUUUCACUGCACAUUUUCAGGCUUGGUUUCCACAUCUGAGGUAGUUCUCUGGCUUAAUUUCUCAUGUAGUUUCUGUGUGGUGUUCAGAGGUGACAGCCCACAUGUUGAAAUCCUUUGCAUGCAGCUGACUGGGAAGCUGGCCUCUGGUGAGCCAGGACUUUCUCGGGUCUGUGCCCCAGCCACAUGCUCUCGCCCUCUCUUCCGAUGCCAACGAGGAGAUUUUUGUGCCGUGAGCUUUAACCAGGGAGAUCAGACAUACUGGUCAGCUUUUUCCAGGAGACAAUCGCUUUCCCUGAUGUCCUUGUUGUGUGAAUGUCUUUUUCCUUUUGAAAAGUAAGAUGUUCUUGUUUGUUUUCUUCUAGAAACUCUAGGAAGUGUGUGAUGCCUCUCUGUCUUGCAUUCUGAUUCAGUGUUCCACAUGGCCAGCCCCGGUGCAUUCCUGGGCAUGGUCACCUUCCCAGACUCCAGCUCCCUGCAGGCAUCGGGUCUAGAAUCUUCAUUUACUGUAUUGCUGGUCUUCCCCUGGGAUAAAAGGGUCUAGGGGAGUGUGAGAAAGCAAGCAAGCAAGCUGCUAAAUCGGAAGAAAAGACCACUAUAAUUAUUUGAAAUGUUACCAUGUUUUCCAAGAGGCAUUUUAAGAACAUUUAGUAAACAUUCAGCCCUUUAAAUAAGUUGAUCAGCCAAGGAAAUUCCAGAACUGUGGGUAUUUUUAAAGCACUCACCAAUUUUAACCAACAAUUAGCCACUAAAGGCUACUGAUUUUCCAAGGCUAGAGGAGAGAAUAGAGGAGACAUGAGGAUAAAUAUGACUGUUCUUGCUUCUCACUGGAAGAAAUCUGUCUUGGAGAAGUCUGCUUUUUAGAUCUGAGCAGACUGCUGCGGUCUGGCUGGUGCAUCUCCACCUGAAGCCAGGUGCCCUUCACUGUCUCACACCCACAUGGUGUUAGGAAGGAAAGGUUCUUGUAGAGCCUGCUUAGAUUCUCUUGGGACUGUAAGACCCAUCCCAGGGUUUCUGUCCAGGCCACUGCAUUCCAUGCCAGCUGUUAACUCCAUUUAAGACCUCUGGUUUCAUUACUCCCUGUUAAAGGAAUUAUGUCUUUAUCUAGGAGUGUUUAGGGGUAAUCUUUGAAAAUCAGAAAUGGCCAAGAGUGUUGCAGACUCCUUUGAGCCCUGGGUAGGGGCAUGAGAUGACCACAGGCCUUUUCUUCCAUCAGUGUCUACACAUCUAGGUCUUGUGGAUGUCUGCUCACCUGACUUCGGAAGAGCUGAGACAACUGUGAGGUAGGCAGCAAGAACACAGGAACCAAAGCUGCAGCACAGUCCUGUCUCUGGCUCAUGUCAGCUCUUAAAACCAAGCAACUCAGCCCAGCAAACUAACCAGGGGGUAUUGGCCCUGUGUUCCUAGGGAGCAUUUUACUCUUGUUAGUAAGGGGCUACAGGAAGGACAGUGUCUUGAACAAAACCCAGCUGUGACCUCUUUGGGAUACAGGUUCUCUGAAAGGACCUAUAAGACAUGCAGAACAUGACACUGAGAUCAAAAAACCUUUCUUCACUGAUUUAGAUAAUGCUAGUAGAUAGACCCCGAGCCUAAAAUGGAUCAGGACUCAUCUCUGUAAGCAGGACAGUUUUCGCUUUGCUAUGGAAGAAUUGCCCCGUUCUCCUAGACUAGGAUAGGCAUCGGUGAUCUCUUCCUACCUGUGCAUCCACCUGUCUGUAUCUCCAUCUCUCCCAUCUGGAAGAAGUUUAUAGCUGUGAAGUUAGCCUGUAGCUAGGAACAGCAGCUUCUUGGCUCCUGGUGUGGCCUGGACACAGCCCUGUUGGUCUCUAAGGGAGCUACCACAACCCACUAGAAAAGUGUUCCUGCCUGUUUGGAAAGCUACACUUAACUGUAGCCUUACCUGCCCAGGUGGGUUAGAAUGCCAUGCAGUCAUAUAAAUACACCACAACUGCCCCUUUCCCCCAUGGCCCCUUAUUAUUCCAGGAAAAGCAAGAGAGUUAGCGUCUCUACCCUACCUGAGAGGUCAGUGUCAAACUACAGCUCUUUCCUGGCCAUCAUACGAGAAUGACUGUCACUACUGAGUGCCAGUGGAUUUGACUAGAAAACACCAACAGGAGCUUCUUGAGGCAGGAAAAACCAAGGGUCUUCCCUAGAUGCAGACUGCCUGUGCCCUGCUUUGCUACUUCACUGCCAUGGGUUGAUCUUAGUACUGUAUUUUCAGCGUGCCCCUCCCUUCCCAGCCAUGAGCAUUUGCCAGAUGCGGCGAGCUUCAGGAUGGAAGAAAGUUUUCAAAUGAAACUGGCAAAUUCUGCUCACUCAAUCCACAUCCCCCUUAAGUAGAGACAGGUGACAAACUUCAGCUUGUAGGUUUCUCACCAAAACAUGUUCCUUUGCCCCGAACUCUUGCACUAACAGGUAUCCAUCACGUCAUGUCUAUAAAUGGGUGCACUUUACUGUUUGAAGUUGUAACUCUGAUCAAUACUGGAUAUUUAAGUGUGAUAAUGUCUUCAUUAGAAAUUAGCAGUCACUCUUGUCUCUAGUGUUUUCAAGAAAAACAAACAAGGAAAGAAGUCAAGCAGUGGAUCACAGCAUUUAUAGCACAAGAAAUAACUGUUGUAUAUAAGCCUCAAAAAGAUUAAGAAUUUUUAAACACAAGAAAAUAUUUGCAGUGAUUUUAAAGUGCUUUCCAGCAAUUUUCUUAGGGACUCCUGAGACAUGGUUCAUUUAUUUACUGGAUCAGUAAGGCACACAAGUAACAAUUAAAAUUAAUGUUUAUUUACAAAGUAAAGGGAAAACCUGUGUAACACGAGAAUUUGGCAUGGACAAAUGGAGAUCAUUUUGUAUCUGCUGUUGUGUCUGUCCAGAUUACAGAGUGCACUAUUAAAGUCCCGAGUUAAUAGAGCACAACCCUCUCGUUUCUUCCCCAGGCGCCCCUUUCUAGGUGUUUAACUGAAACUUGAUGGCUCAGGAAAAUUCCACUAAUUAGAAUCGUGUACAGUAUCCCAGGUGGUUGUCCAGAUAUCUAAGUUUCCUGGUUUUAGUUAAGCCUGGAUUAUUAAACACUUUGCCUAAAUUAUUGUAAACAGAACAGCUUAGAGAAAGGUGUUCUCAGCCCUUAUAUUGUAUAGUAGUUUAUGACCCCCUUCUAAAUAUUGGUAUUUUUAUAUUCCAGAGAUAUACCCAACAGAAAAAAAUUUAAACCAGUAUCUAAUUUAAUAUCCAUAAGUAUUUUUCCUUAGAGUUUAGUCAUGCAGUGGGAUAUGUGGAUGUCACGUGUGCUUCACCAUCCUCUACCACUAGGUGUCACUGUGGCUCUGCAUCAUACUUAGCGGGACCGGCUUGGUGGAGCUGCUGGGCAGGCCCAUAGACUGGGGGUUCAGGAGAAGGGAACAAAGACCGGAGGGCCUUCAUGCAUCCAUGCACCUGUAGCAAGACAGACUCCGAACACCACUUGCUUGGGAGGUUAAACUGAGUUCCCUUUCUCUGGUGGAUGGGUAUGUAAAGGAGCCUUUUCUCCCCAUAAGCAUCCUUUCAGUUCCACUCAGCCUCCAACUUUUAUAACUCCAGAAGUAUCGUGUUUGGGGGUUUGAUUAAAGAUAGUUAUUUUUCUACUGCAGAAAUGCCUUGGACAAACCAGUUGCUCACUGAAUCUUUGCCACUCAGUGGAACAGGCUCCCCAGUGGCAGGAUGUGCUGCCUCUGUGCCCUUCUGUUGAGCCUUCCAGUGCUCAGCAGCCCCACCCACCCUGCCUGGCUGCCCAGUUCUCAAGAAGCGGUCUGCUGCCGCCUUUACUCUGAAGGCCGUCCUGCCCUGCCGCAUGCUCGUUGAGAGGUGUGACUUCUCCUUUUCCUCUGGGAAUUCCAGACUGACCAUCUACCAUGACUAACAAUGAACAAAGGGCUUAGGGGUAAGAGCUACCUACAAAGACGUGUCAUGGAAGCCUUCACCAUGCAAUGCCUUGAACUCAGCUCUGGCUGCUCCCAAGAAAAGGUGGCUGGCUAGGGGCCUGGACACAAGCACAACAGGGCUGGUGGAGCCACAGUGCAGAGCUACUUGAACAUUCACUGGGUCCUCAUCAACUCCUUUUGUAACACAGACCACUCAAGGGCUGAAGUGUUGGUAACCUUCAUUCCGGUGUCCAAUGCCUCACAGCAGCUGAGCCACCCUGAGAUGCUUGUGGUCACAUAAUGGCCACAGUCAGAGCUUUGAAAGUCAGUACCAAAUGAACGUAUAAUUGGACACCAAAAAUCAAGUGUUACUCUCAUGUUUCCUCACCCUAUCAUCUCAUUUCUUCCUGCUGACUGUGAUUUCUACACUAAGUUGACCAGUCAGGCUGCGGCUGGCUGCACACAGAUGCCAGCCAGCACCAUCUCCUGGUUUCAGAUAGACCUACUCUGUGGGAAGGACGUGGCCUAGCUGCUUUGUUUCUGUAGCACUUGAUGGCUGGAUUUUUCCCUUUGCUAAUCACUAACCAGAAAGUCUGGCUAGGACUCAGAUCACUCCCUUCAAUCCCCAGGACCAGACAGAGAGUUAAUUCUGGAAAAUUCAGUACUUGAAUGUACCUGCCUUACUGUGUACCCAUUCACUGGGGGGAGGGGGGAACUAGAAAUGCCAGCUCUAGAUAGCCACUUCAUUCACAGAUUAUUUUUGGGAAUCCUGUAAGUUAUACUUCCUGUCCUGAUUUGUUUUGUUUUGUUUUGUUUUGAACAUUUGGCUGACUCCUGCCGAGGUGGGCCAGUUCCUGUGGGGCUCAGGGCAGGUGCCCUUCUCAGGCAUGGCCUCCCUUCCAUCUAGCACAGCGUCUGUGUCUCUCUGUUCUGUCUCCUCCAAAUCCAAGAUGAUUUUAAUUAGUACAGACAUGUACAGUCUACAAUUAAAGAGUGAUUUGUACUAAUAUGAUUUUGAUUAUUCCUCUUUGCUGUCCUUUCAAGACACUUGCUGGAAAAAGCUUUAAUGCACUUAGUUUUCCUUUAGGUUUUCUAUAACUCAGAUGUAAAGGACUUUCUCUGUACAGUAUAUUAUCCAAUGCAUGUUUGUUCUCUAGCCUAAUAUAUUGAACACCACACAGUCGUGAACUCGUGCAGGGGGGACGCCCCACACCUAGCGAGGCCUCCAGCCCCGUGUAUAAGGAAGACAUUUCCUUUGCUGUACUUGCUUGAACAGUUUUAUUGUCUGUACAUGUGAGCUGUGUGAGAUAGAUGUGAAAAGUUCAAAUGAAUGCAUUUUCCUGCCCCAUGUAUACAGAGCGUCAGCUGUACAAUGAACUGUAUGUAUGAAAGCAAAUGUACUUAUUUAUAAAUGGUCAACACUUGGAGAAA
Messenger RNA from Peromyscus leucopus (white-footed mouse), 14256 nucleotides. It is a transcript of the gene Tanc2, whose product is annotated as tetratricopeptide repeat, ankyrin repeat and coiled-coil containing 2. Bases 3168 to 8912 code for a protein of 1914 amino acids. The transcript is spliced from 25 exons. Gene Ontology annotation, molecular function: protein binding. Gene Ontology annotation, cellular component: dendritic spine. The record is from RefSeq and is a predicted model, not a curated record. Gene Ontology annotation, biological process: regulation of dendritic spine morphogenesis. NCBI's taxonomy places the organism in Eukaryota, Metazoa, Chordata, Mammalia, Rodentia, Cricetidae.